Anopheles cruzii is the source of this 1389-nucleotide messenger RNA. RefSeq names its product phenoloxidase-activating factor 2-like. Bases 22 to 1329 code for a protein of 435 amino acids. Gene Ontology annotation, biological process: proteolysis. Gene Ontology annotation, molecular function: serine-type endopeptidase activity. The record is from RefSeq and is a predicted model, not a curated record. Lineage: Eukaryota; Metazoa; Arthropoda; Insecta; Diptera; Culicidae. The transcript has 2 exons.
CGAAGCUAGCGAGUCACAAAAAUGUGGACAAAAAAGGCGAUGCCACUGCUGGCCGUCGUGCUGGUCUCCCUGGUGGGUGUGGGCUUGGCCCAGGACAAUCUGGACGAUCUCUUCAACUCGGUAUUCAACUUGACGGAGAAUAAGAAUACUCUUCCCGAGACGACCCCGAGCGGACCGGUGGCACCGGCACCGGUUGCACCGAUUGCCCCGGUUGCACCGGCUGCACCGGCUGCAUCCGCCGCACAGCCAGCACCAGCCGCCGUCGCUGAUCAAAAUACCUGCGCGGGCGAGUGUGUCCUGUACUAUCUGUGCAGUGACAACGAGAUCGUCACGGAUGGUGCCGGCAUCAUCGACAUUCGCGUCGGCGAAGAUCAGACGCAGGUGAGCGAGUGCCCGCACUACAUGCAAACUUGCUGUGAGAAGCGCUCGGUGGUGGAGGAACCACCACCGUCUCCGCAGCCGACCCCGGAGCAGCAACGGCGCGCUUCCUGCGGCUUCCGGAACGCGAACGGGCUCGGUUUCCGUAUCACUGGCAACAAGGGCGGCGAAUCGGAGUACGGCGAGUUCCCGUGGAUGGUGGCGGUGCUGCGCGAGGAGCAGGUGGUCGACAAGAAUCUGAACGUGUACGAGUGCGGAGCGUCGCUGAUCGCACCGAACGUCGUCCUGACCGCGGCCCACUGCGUGUUCAACAAGCAGCGCGAACAGCUGCUGAUCCGGGCCGGUGAGUGGGACACGCAGACGCGCAGCGAACUGCACUCCCACCAGGAUCGCCGGGUGGCCCAGAUGAUCACGCACGAAGCGUUCAACAAGGCUUCGCUGGCGAACGACGUGGCCCUGCUGAUCCUGACCGAACCGUUCCUGCUGGCGGAGAACGUCCAACCGAUCUGUCUGCCGCCGCCGAACGCCAAGUUCGACGCGACCGAGUGCUUCGCGUCCGGCUGGGGCAAGAACAUCUUCGGCAAGGAAGGUAAAUAUCAGGUGAUCCUGAAGAAGGUCCAGCUGCCGGUCGUACCGCACGCCAAGUGCCAGGAAUCGCUGCGCACGACGCGCCUUGGCCGACGGUUCGUACUGCACAACAGCUUCCUCUGUGCCGGUGGACGCGCCGGAGAGGAUACGUGCCGCGGUGAUGGUGGUUCGCCGCUGGUGUGCCCGAUCCCGGGCUCACCGACCUACUACUACCAGGCGGGCAUCGUAGCGUGGGGCAUCGGCUGUGGCGAGAACAAUAUUCCCGGCGUGUACGGCAAUGUGGCCUACUUCCGGGACUGGAUCGACAAACAGCUCCAGAGCCACAACGUGGCAGCCCGUGACUACGUGUUCGCCGCCCCCUAAGACGUUCGAUCGAUGAAAUAAAAUUGCACCCGUCCGGUCCGAGAUGUGUCGCGGCCAACA